Messenger RNA from Oikopleura dioica, 1548 nucleotides. NCBI's taxonomy places the organism in Eukaryota, Metazoa, Chordata, Appendicularia, Copelata, Oikopleuridae. The record is from the annotation of a GenBank genome assembly.
AUGGUUCAAAUAGAAGAAAUUCCAUCAGAGCCAGUGGGUAUUCCCAUCAAAAAGACGGAGCCGAUUAAAGAAAAAACAGACACAAUUAAAGAUGAAAAAGUUAAACCAAAGAAAAAAGCGAAACGGUUCACUAUUUCCCUGAAUAACGUAGAACCAAAGAGUGCAGAAAAGGACGAAAACAGCCGUGAGUCAAAGCUGGAGAAAGAACUGGACUGGAACUCGAACAAGUCAAAUUUCCCGCGCAUGACCAAAGAGGCGAUUAUGGAAAUCUGCAAGAAGAACAAACAGUAUCGAACUCCUUACCUUAAUGAUCAGCUUUACCUUCAUUUCAAAGGGUGGUGGCGAAUCGAAAACCUCGAAGAAUAUACUGGAGUGCGAUGUCUCUGGCUUGAAUCGAAUGGUUUGCGAAAAAUUGAAGGUCUUGGUGAAUGCCGACUUUUGAGAAGUCUGUAUUUGCAACAAAAUCUCGUUGAAAAAAUUGAGAACCUCGAAAAUUGCCAAAUGCUAUGCACACUUAACUUGGAGUCAAACUUGCUGAAGAAACUCGAGAAUCUCGAUUGCCUCCCGGAUCUCCAGUCACUGAACAUCUCAAAUAACCACGUCUCAACUUAUGAAGGAUUGCUUCAUCUAAAGGACCUGAAAAAAGUCUCUGUUUUGGACUUACAAAAUAAUCGGAUCGAAGACCCAAGAGUGGUUGAAAUAUUCGAAGCGAUGGAAAGCUUGCGCGUCCUCAAUCUAUCCAAAAACUCUGUCGCCAGCAAAAUUAGAAACUACAGAAAGACGAUGAUUGUGCGUUGCAAGGAGCUCACCUACCUCGAUGACCGGCCCGUUUUCCCUCGAGAUCGGGCCUGUGCCGAAGCAUGGAUGAAAGGCGGCAUCGAAGCGGAAAAGGAAGAACGCCAAAAGUGGCAAAACAAAGAUAGACAGAAGAUGAACGCUUCCAUCGCGUAUCUUAGAAAUCUCAGAGAAAAAGCCGAAGCGAAGAGAGCCGCCGCAAAAGCCGCUGGCGAGGAAGAUUACCAAAGCUCUUCCAAUGAUAGCGAUUCCUCAAAAUCUGAAGAGGUAGAGCAGCCUUGCACUCGUCCACUUCAUGAGCUUAUGAAUGAAGAAUCAACCAACGAGGACGCAAAUGUUUCGGAAAAGUCAUUCUCUAUGGACGACCUCCCAGAUCUUGAAACUGUUGAUGCAGCCGGAAUGCAAGAAUUGACGAAACCGGCGCCGAAGGGCUUCCGAAACGUCACGAUCUUGAAUGAUUCUGAUAGCGAGUCUGAUUCAGAUUCUGAAGAUAUAGUUUUAAACGUCCCUUCGACUACGACCGUUCCCGUCGAGGAAAAGUCGAGUGCAGAACAGCCACAAAGCACAUUGUUAGAAGCAAAAUCGGAAGCUUCUUCCAUUCUUAACAUCGCCCAGCAAACUAAGCCCGAAGAAGAUGUAGAAAUGCUCUUCCAGAAAGUUGAACGGCCGCAGGAACCUAUUAUGCAAGCGCCCGUCGCAUCUGCAGCUAAGCCAAUGAUCCAAGAGCUCGAUUCCGAUGACGAGGAAUCGUAA